This is a messenger RNA of Scatophagus argus, 728 nucleotides long. RefSeq names its product SPT4 homolog, DSIF elongation factor subunit (gene supt4h1). Gene Ontology annotation, molecular function: RNA polymerase II complex binding; zinc ion binding. The record is from RefSeq and is a predicted model, not a curated record. Gene Ontology annotation, cellular component: DSIF complex; nucleus. The transcript is spliced from 5 exons. Gene Ontology annotation, biological process: mRNA processing; chromatin organization; positive regulation of DNA-templated transcription, elongation. NCBI's taxonomy places the organism in Eukaryota, Metazoa, Chordata, Actinopteri, Scatophagidae. The coding region runs from base 126 to 479 and encodes 117 amino acids.
CAUAACAGGUCCUCACAGUUGGUGACGUAACUCCCCAGCGACGGGAACAUAUUCAAAACAUUAAUCCGUUUGAUGUUUCAAUAUUGUUGGAGUAUUUUAUAUAUUUUCAAUAGAAGCUUAACAUAAUGGCAUUGGAGACUGUCCCCAAAGACCUCCGCCAUCUGCGAGCUUGUCUUCUUUGUUCUUUAGUAAAGACCAUUGACCAGUUUGAGUACGACGGCUGUGACAACUGUGAGUCGUACCUUCAGAUGAAAGGGAAUCGAGAGAUGGUUUAUGAAUGCACAAGUUCCUCAUUUGAUGGUGUGAUCGCCAUGAUGAGUCCUGAGGACAGCUGGGUAGCUAAAUGGCAGAGGAUCGGUAACUUCAAGCCAGGUGUAUAUGCAGUGUCAGUCACAGGCAGACUACCUCCAGGUGUGGUGCGAGAGUUAAAAAGCAGAGGAGUGAUCUACAAAUCCAGAGACACAGCGGUGAAGACAUGAAUUCGACUGCUUCCACUUUACGUUGUCUUAUCUGCCACACCACAGUGGUAUCAUACUGCAGCCCCAGCUCCAGGAGGAAGCAACAACAGUGGGACUAAAUGUAAUCAUUGCUGUGAUGUCAUAUGGAGCUGCCUUCCAACUGUUCAAUUUUUGUCAUUUGUUGUAAUUUGAAAUAUUAGCAUGGGAGCUUAUAGAGAGAAACAGUGGAUGUUUUUGUUAUAAUAAAUAAAGGUGUGUUUUUACAAGAAA